Molecule: messenger RNA, 966 nt
Organism: Penaeus indicus
Lineage: Eukaryota; Metazoa; Arthropoda; Malacostraca; Decapoda; Penaeidae
Exons: 3
Coding region: 1-966 (321 amino acids)
Source: RefSeq, a predicted model, not a curated record
AUGACACUGACGUUUAUAUCGAGCAGUUCUCGGGAAAGAUUAAUGUACCUCAAGGGGAAAAAGGUCCCAAAGCGACUAAACGUCUCCAAGCUCAAGAGUGAUCACUCAAACAGUACCUGGCUGAAGAAAUUGAGAGUAGACUGGACCCCCAAACUUCUUGUACUGGGGAUAUCGAGUCUGAAUGGGCUCUCUUUCGAGACAUCAUCUAUGCUGCAGUCUCAGAGGGGAGCCCUUCUUAAUGACACUAUCUCUGCUUCCAAGAAGGCUGCCUUCAGCAACAGCAAAAGAACUGUACAGCUUGAGCUAUGCCAAAUGCAGGACACAUGGCUGAGUCAGAAGGCAGAUGAGAUCCAGUCCUAUGCCAAGCACAAUGACAUGAAGUUCUACAGUGCACUCAAGAGUGUCUAUGGCCCAACUUCGUCAGGAUCGUCCCCUCUCUUUGGUGCUGAUGGGGACACACUGAUCACUGACAGAGAGAUGAUCCUCGAGUGCUGGGCAGAGCACUUUGACAGUGUUCUCAACAGCCCAUUUUCUAUCAACGACGAAGCGAUCGAGAGGCUGCCACAGGCUCCUACCAACCACGCUCUUGCCGAUGUCCCUACCGAGGAGGAGGUGAAGAAAGCAGUCAAUCGCCUAUUCAGUGGCAAAGCUCCAGGUGCUGACUCAAUUCCAGCGGAAAUCUACGCCUCUGGUGGUCCACAACUGAUCAGGAGACUCACUGAGUUGUUCCAGUCCAUGUGGUUCCAAGAGAAACUUCCCCAGGAAUUCAAAGACGUCUCAGUCGUCCACCUCUACAAACGGAAGGGGAACCGGCAAGCAUGUGACAACCACCGUGGCAUCUCACUGCUCUCAGUUGCCGGGAAGAUACUGGACAGGGUCCUACUGAACCGUCUGAUUCAACACCUGGAGCAAGGUCUGUUACCGGAAAGCCAGUGCAGAUUCAGGCAGGGCACGCAAAACAGCUGA